GUUCAGAAGGAUAUGACUAUAGGAGUAAACAAUAUAUAGCAGAUAUAGAUAAUAAAGAAUCACCAUACAUUUAAUAUACCUACUACCUAUAUAGUUCAAAAAGUUUUUGUUCAAAACUCGCUGGAUUUAAUAUCAACACGACGUGUAAGUAAAUACUAUGAAAAAAAAAAUUAAUAUAUAGUAAUGUGAUAAAUACAAGUUUUAGAUAACAGUAAACACUACGAAGGUACCUAUUGAACUAGUGAAAACUAACACUUGUUUUGUUGUUUCACUAUUAUAAUAUUCAAUUGAAUAUUAUGUACAGAUCAGGAUUGCAUUCCAUAGUUUAUAUAACUGCGCCAUCAAUUAAGAUAGCAAAAGAAUUAGCUCAGUAAGUUUGUAGUGAAAAAAAAUUAAUUAAAACCUAGUAACCAUAAAAACGUUAAAUUGAAAUGUAUAAAUGUAGGUAUAGUUUAAAAUUUUAAAAUAUAUUAUUCUAAUUAGACAGGUGAUUUUCUGUUUUUUUUUUUUUUAAACAGUUGUAAACAAAUUGUUUAAUAAAAAAUAAUUGAUUAUUUUAUUGUAAAUGAAAAAAUGUUAAGUUCUGAAACUUCAAUGUAUAAUCAACUAUUUAAUUUUGAAUUGUAUAGAUAAAAAAAUGAUAUUAUGAUAUCUAAGUAUGAUUUUCAAUAAAUCUCAAUAAUUUAUGUCCUCUCAAUACAAUUAAAAAUGUUAAAAUCAAUUAUUAUGAAACAUGAGAACUAUGUUUUGUAUUAUAUUUUAUAUAUACAUAUACAUGUAUCGAGUUUAUAUAUGUAUUGAAUCUGAUUUUCUGGAUUUAAGCCUCCAAUAUUUUAUUAUAAAUUUAUUGGUUUUAUUUUUUCUCAUUUUCCACCUUUAAUUAUUUAGAUAAUAGAAUAGCUAUCCCACGAAGAUAUACCCGUUGCAAUAUCUCCUGAGAUAAUAAAGAUGAUCAAAUUCUGGUUGUUUUUUUUUUUAUAUAUUACACAUGGGGAUAAGGACUACUAAUUUAUUUAUAUUUGAAUUAAAUUUAUAUGAUUUAGUAAAAAAACAAAUAUCUUUUUAUUUUAUUAUUUUCGAAAAAUAUAAAAAAAUUAUUGAAAUAUAAAUAUUUGUAGUCUUUAUUUCUGUGAGUAGUACAUAAAACAAAAAGACUCCUAGUAUAAUGGGGAUGAAUGCAGCCACUGUUGUAAGUAAUAUAAUGUAUACCUGUAAGCAACGACAAACCAUUGCAAAUAAAAAUACAACUCUUAGCAAAGUUCAGUUGAUAGUGAUGCUUUAUCAACAUUUCAUAGUAAAAUAAUUACAUAGCCUUUAUAUAUUUUCUUAAAUAAUAUUUGUUUAAUUUUGUACCAAUUUUUCUACGUUUUUCCCAGUUUCUCAAAUUUUAUCCCAGUUUUUCAAAUUUGAUGAGAAAAUCGAAAAAUGACUCCUCUUAAGUACCUCCCCACAUAGAUUUACUUUCAGAAAAACUACUACACUUAAAAAUCUGAGCAAGUCUUCUGGUAGAAAUGUGGCACACAAAAAAAAAAAUAAACAUCUUUCUAAAACCAUAAGCUUCUUUUCUUUCUUUUCAUAUUUUAUUUUUCAUUAUUUUAUCAUAUUUUCAUAUUUAAAGUAUGUACAAUAUUAUCAAUGUUCCUCGAAGAUUUUAUUCUAAUAAUUUAAAAUAUGCAUUUGUGUCUCUUAUGUUAAUUUUCAAAACAGUUUAUAAAAUUAUCUAUUAUAAGAUAUCUGAGAACUGAUUUUUAUAAAAUGAAGUUAAUACAGUUUUUUCUUUUUUUUUAUGUGUUGUAUAUGCCAAAUUUGAUACCUUUAAAAUAUAGACAUUUUUGAUACUUGCUUAUUUUACUUGAAGGUAAACCUGACACUGUAAAUAUUGAAAACAAAUUGUUAGCCUAUUAAAUACCUGUUAAAUAGAUAUAAUAUGCAAGUAUCACAUCCUCUAAAGGAAUUGUUUUAUAACUUCGAGUUUAAAAAGUAGUUCAGAUUUAAAGUUCUAUUUUUAAUAUAAUGUUUUUAGAUUCUGAGUUUAGCAAAGAAUUUAUUGAUUUUACAAAGAUAUUUAUGUUCUUUUUCUUUAUUUUUUUUUUAUGUAUACACUUUUUAACAGAAAGUUUACUAGAAUUUUUAAGUAUAGCACCAUUUCUGAAAGGAAAUUUUCUGUGGGUGGUACUUUAAGAGGACAUUUUUUUAAAUUCUAAUUAAUAUUUGAUUUAAUGAGGAAAGCCUGGUUCUUUGGGUUAAAAAAGAUGGAAGAAUUAAAAAUAAUGUCAUUGGCAACCUUUUUUAUUUAUUCUUUGUUAUUAUUAAGUUUUUAUUACUUUAAUCUUUUUUAAACAAUCAUUGUUGUUUUAAAAUGGCACAUUACAUUGUUAUAAUCAUUUUACCAUAAUAUGACAUAUAUUUUAUUGACAAAGCAACACUAUUAACUGAACUUCGCUCAGAAUUAUUUUUUUUCGUUAGCAAUCUUUACUCAAAUAUACAUUAAAUUCCCUAUCUUACUAACUUCUUACAUACAACAGUGGCUGCACCUAUAUGCAAAAUAUGUCCAUCCUUUUAGAUUCUGAGUGGAGUGAAGAAGCAUAUGAUUUACAAAGAUGUUUAUUUUAUUUUAUAUUUUUUAUCUUUGUGCAACUCUUCUACCAGAAAUCUUGAUCCAAUUUUUAAGUGUAGCCCCUUUUUUGAGUGGAAAUUGAUGUGGAGAGGUACUUUAAGAAGGUAAUUUUUUUCGAUUUUCCCGGGAGUUUUGUCAACAAUUUGAAAAACCAAAAAAAAUAAAUAAAGUAGGAGAAUUGGUUCAUUGAAUAAAUAUUAUUAAAGAUAAUAUAAAAAUUAUGCUAAAUAUGGAAAACAUCACUAUCAACUGCUCUCAUGAAUGAACUCUGCUCAGAAUAUUUCUUUCCUUAGUAAUGGUCCGUUUUUAAACUUAACAUUUCUUUUUAGAUUUAACUGAAAAAUUUAAAAAAAAUAACAGUAGGUACAAAAUAUAUUCACUAUUAAUUUCAACAUUUAAUUUUUGUAAUACCAUUAUAGUGACAUUAUACAAAAAGAUCUAGCAGCAUGUGUCAACUUACUUCCAAAUAUUACAUCAAUUUAUAAGUGGAAUGGACAAAUACAAGAAGCCUCAGAAUCAUUAAUGGUAAAAUUCAUAUCAUAUAAUAUAAGUAAAUUGUUUUCCUUGGUAUUUUUUUCAUUAUUAUUAUUAGGUAGUUUCAAUUAAAUUAAUUUAUAUCAUUUUUUAUUUAAUUUUGUAUUUUUGGAAUUCAUUAAUAUAUAAUCAUAAUUAUUUUUAUAAAGUCCUUACAAAUAAUUUAUAUUUGUUUAGAUACUAAUAAUAAUUAUUGGGGAUUGGAUUUUAAAACUUUCAAAAAUCAACAAAAUAAUAGAUAUUUAUAACUAAUAAUAUAAUUUUAUAUUUUAAAUUUAUUUUAAUUUAAGAUUCAAUCAAUAAUAAAAUAAUAAAGUAAAAACAAAAUUAUUAAAUGGUUAAUAUUCGUAAAUAAUCUUCUCCUUUCCUUGGGGUAUCUACUCUCUAAGAGUUUUGGCCACCACCACAAUAAUGUGCCACCUUUCCCUGUCAUGUACUAUAUUUUCCAAUUCUUCACCCCAAUUCUUUAAUGCCCAUCUUCACCAAGUCUUCCUCUACUUUAUCCAGCCAUGUUUGUCUUAGUCUGCUUCGUGGUCUCUUUCCUUGAGUACCCUUUAGUGAUAUCAGAUAAAUCCAAAUUCAGAUUUUGAAUAAACAGAUAUAAUUUAUCUAGUUUGUUCAAAUCCGGAUAAUUGACAUCACCAGUACCCAUUAAAGGGUUGCUCUUAGUAGUUCAUCCAAGCCAAUGUAUCUCCUGACCUUUGAUAAAGUUAGUUAUCGUUCCUAUUUCCAACAUCUCCUGUAACUGUUGUAUCUUCUUCACCAUUCUUCCUAAUGUGUUUAACGUUGUACCUAAAUACUUAAAAUCACCUACCUCACUAUUUAUAAGCUCCAUUAUUUUUGUUUUAUCUGAAUUUAUCUAUAGCCCAUUCUUACUUGUCUCUGUUUCCAAAAACACUCACUGCAUUGACAAUAUCUUCCAGUAUCUCUCCUAUAUUGUACAGAUUAUCUACAAAUCUGAGUAGCCUAAAUUGUAUGUUGUUGAUCAACACACCUUCCUCAGUGCACAGCAGUACCCUCCUUGCUUCAAACCUGAUUCAACUGUGAAGGCUGAUAACACUAUGUUUUCCACCCUUACCCAAUAUUGUGUGUCUUCCAUGCACAGCUUUGUUAGUUGUAUUAGCUUUUGAGGAAACCAAACUCAAAUAUUAUUUUGUACAACCUGUUCCUGAGAAUGCUAUCAUACACUUUUCUAAAAUGAAUAAACCAGAGGUUCUCAAAUUUUUAAUUUCCUGUACCACUUAUAUUUAUUAUGGCUCUGUUACUACCAUGUACCAUCUCAACUAAUCAUAAAAAUUGAACUAUUCAUAAUGUUUUUGCAUUUAUUUCAAAAUGAUAAGAGUAUAAGACAGUAAUAUACUUCAAUAUAAUAAUAAUAUAGUAUUAGUAGUAUUAGUAUUCGAUCCAUUAAAAAAUAUUUGUACAAAUAUUGUUUAAUUUAUUUUCCAUACUGUUACCAUGCUAUUACCUAGCCUUCUGUGUACCACUAUGUUACCUACCUUGUACCAUCAGUAGUAUGUGUACCACAGUUUGAAAACCGCUGGGAUAAACAGUUACCACAUAUUCUGCAAAUAUUCAUAUCUUUUCUCAAUGACCUGUCCUAUAAUUGACAGUUGCUCCAUUGUUGAUUUUCCCCAUUUGAAACCACAUUGAUAAUCUCCCACACAUUUAUAAAUAAUUAAAUGAAUAAAUUAAUGUGUUGCCUACAGUAUUAUGAUAAGUGUAAUAUUCAUCAUCAGGUAUAUCACAGUUAAAAUAUAAAACGCAAAUGAAUAUAAAAAAUAAAAUGGAGGAAUACAUAGGAAAAAAAUACACAAUGGGUUAUUAUUAGACACAUAUAUAUAUAUAUAUAGAAAUAUAGAGAUUAAGAAGUAUAAAUCAUUUGGUUAUUAUUUAUUAUUUAAAAUUUAUUUUUAUGAGAUAUUAUUUUUAAUAUCUGUUUGUACAUUUAAAAUAUUAUUAAAAUUAUUUUUCUUUAUUUAAUUGUAUUUAUGUAAUUCAUCAAAAAUUGAAUUAAUGUAAAUAUUAUUUUGAGUAUUUAAUAUCCCUAAGUCUGUGUUAAUAUCAAAACUUAUAUUAUAGUUAUUUUCUUAAACAUGUUUAGCAAAAUUUGAAUUAGAGGCAGUUUUUUUAAAUUUUAUUUCAGAAAUUUGUUCUUAUUUUAAAUAUAUACGAUUUAUUACAGUUACAUUUAAAUUUAUAUAUACCAGCAUUUUCAAAAGAGGGGGGAUUUUUGGUGAAGUUUUUAGUUCUACUAUUUAUACAUUUCACUUUGAUUAAAUUAUUAUUAGUCUUAAAAGCUAAAAGUCUUUUACAUUGUAUUAUUCUUCAGAAUUUUAGCAAAUUUGUUAGGCAUAUUAUUUUGAUAUUUCAUAUUACAAUAGUUAAUAAUAUUAUUUUAUGAGUUUUGUAUUAUUUGUUCUCUAACACGUUUAUGCAAUUUUUUUAAUAGUAUUUAAAUUGAAAUUAUUUCUAUGGGCUAUAUUAUAGAUUAUAUUGAGCUCCUGUUGAUAAUUAUGUUCAAUUGAAUACAUUUAAACCUAUAUAAUAUUGAAUUAAAAAAUAUUUUUUAGAAUAAGGGUGAUACCACAUGAUUAUAAUCAAAUCAUGUGGUAAUAUAUCAGUUUAUGUAGGUUUCUUGUAAAUAUUAAAUUCAAAUUUAUUUUUUAUUAUGGAAACUGUUAUAUCUAAGAAUUUUAAUUUAUUAUUUAUUUGUAUUUCGAGUGUAAAUUGAAUGUUUUUAUUUAUUUUGUUUAAGUAAUUAACUAAAUGUUCUGCUUGUCNAAGUAUUAAUCAUUUAAUAAUUUUGUUUUUACUUUAUUAUUUUAUUAGAUAGUUAUUGAUAUAUUUGUGUUUUAGUAAUAAUGCCCAUUUAAUUAAGUUAGAAAUGCUGUAUAAUUAGAACUGAAUGCAAUUUAUUAUUUAUUUAAGUUUUGAAUGAGCCAGAUCAAAAUACAUAAAUCUAUGUAAAUAAAAAUGAAUAGCUCAAAAUGUUGGUAAGCUCAAAACUUGUAAAUGACUGAACAGAUUUGGCUGUUAUUAAAAAAAUAUUUGUUUAACCCUAAGGAAAGUUUUUAUGAACCAUUAAGAUUUUUUAAAAAAGAACAUUUAAAAUUUAAUUUCAUUAAAAGUUCAAAUUAAUUUUUUUUUUUAAAGAACAUCUGAUAAAAUAAAAUUGGUCCAACAUUUGUGUGUUCAGUUUAAGAAAUAAUAAAUUAAAUUAAAAUAAUAGUAUGUUUGUCAUAUAAAAUUUAUGAAUAUAGAUUUAAAUAAAUGUACAAGUAUAACAACACUCUAAAAUUUAAAUUUUGUGACUUGAGGUCAUUUUUUGAUUUUCUCAAUAUAUUGGAAACACUCGAAAAAAAAAUAAGCGGGAAGAUAUGUAUAAUAUUAAACAAAUAUUAGAAAAAAAAGCUUUACUAGGAUAAGUGGGAUGAGUUGUUGGUGGGAAGUUGGUAAGGUAGGAUAUAGAAGGAAAUUUAAUGGACAUCUGUAAGCAAUGAUGUACUAUAAAAUGAUUCUGAGCAAGUAGUUAACUAAAUGUUCUGCUUGUCUAUUUGAACCUUUAAAUAAAAUUAAUAUACCUAUAAUAUGCUUUUAUAAAUGGACUGUAUAUUUUGUUGCUAAUAAUAUUAUUGGUUUCAUAAUAUUGCAUGUAAAUUUCAGAUCUAUGAGCACUUAAAGAACCACCAUAAUUAACCCAACUUCAUCAUUUAUUAUUUAUUAUUUAUUUAUCAUUUAUUAUAUUGGAAAUAGUUCUGAUUAAUAAUUACAUUUACUGAUUGAAUAAUUUCUUGUACUCUAUUUGUAUUAAAUUUAUCUCAUUGUAGAAGUUUAUUUUUUAAAAAAUGUACUGUUUUUUGUUUAAAAAUGAAUGUAUAUCUAUUGGGUACAUCAAGAGAAAUCAUUUUGUAACCAGGCUUAAUAUUGAUUUUAUUAAUUUUUUUAAAGAAAUCAUAUGUUUUUUCUAUAGAAGUAUUAGUAUUUAUGUUUUAUUUUAUUUUAUAAGCUGUUCCAAAUACUUAGCAAGGUUAUAAGAUGGAGUAGUUUUAAACUCAAUUAAUGGAUGGAUAGGAUUAUCUUAUUUAUGCAAUUUGUUGAAUGUAUGUAAGUGUGGCGCCUCUAUUUUGUAAUCAGAUUUUAAUAAUAUUUUUUUUUUUUUGGACUUUAGGUAUAAUUUCUUUCAAAUUUGUUAUCAUUUAAUUAAUUAAUUUAGUGUAAAUUAUAGCUGGGUCAUAUAUUAAGUUUUGAAUAUUAUUAUUAUUUAUAAAAUCUCAAGUUUUUUUUAUAAAUAUUAUUAGUGUAAAUGAUAACAAUAGGAUUAAAUUUAUCUACUGGAAUUAUUUGUUUUUAAUUCAUUCACUAUGUUGUUAAUAAUUGUAUUUUUUCAUUUAACCUUACUAUUUUGCUUAAGUAUUUUAUUAGAUUUAUUUGUGUAGUUUUUAUUGGUACUGUUUAGUAAGUUAUAUCUUUUUUGAUUUUGAAAUUGUAAAUGAUUUAUAAUAGAUUCACAUAGUGUUAAUUGUUUUUAAAGUUUUUGAAUGUUUUAUAUGCAUUGAAUUUAUUACCUUUAUUUAAUAAAUUGUUUUCAGCUUUAUUGAAAAUGUUGAAAUUUAAAUUAGUAACUCAUGGUUGUAAAGAAUGCUGGUUUUUUAGUUGUACUUUUAGAUAAAAUUGUUUCUAAAUUAUUAAUUUUUCAUACUAUAAUGUACUUUUUGCUGAAUAAAAAUCUUAUUUCAGAGGUCAAUCAUAUUGUCUCUGCUCCUCUCUUGACUUUAAAUACAUUCUAGAUUAAAAGCCAGCAUUCUUUUUAAGCACAUGUUACUAAUUUAACUUCUAAAAUUUUCAAUAAAACUAAAAACAAUGUAUUAAAUAAAAUUAAUAAGGCUGCACAUUAAUUUGUUUAUUUAUUUAUUUAUCAUUUAAAGAUUUAAUCAUUAAGUUAAUAAUUUAUUAAUAGAAUAAUAAAGUAAAAACUAAAUAGAUGAAUGAAUUUUAAUGAAUGAGUUGUUGAAUUCACUUUAAUAUCUAGUAGUAUAUUCUAGGUAACAUCUUCAAAUAAAUUAAUUAUAGGGACCAAAAUAGUGAAAACCCAACUGUAUAAAAACAAACACAUAUGUAAAUAAAAAUAAAGUCCUAGAAUAAGUCCUUCCACUAAGAACCUAAACAUGAUUUUUAAUUAUGAUUAUGAUUUUCAUCAAACAUGAAACGUGAUAAACAAAAUGAUUUUAUAUUAUAUUUUAUUUUUCAUAUUCAUAUUAUUUCUUUUAAAUUUUUUUGACUGUUUAAAAAAUGGUUUUUAUUAAUUUCAAAUUACAAUAAUUGAUCAUUUGUUUUUAUGUUUAGAUGAUUAAAACUCGUACAUCAAGAAUAGAAGAACUGACUAAUUUUGUAAAGUGAGUAUUAAUGUGCAUAUAUGUGCAUUGUAUAUUAAACCUAAAUUUAAUUGAAAAAUAAAGAUAUGUUUAUAUGAACUUAUACUUUUAUUUAAUUGGUAACUACCACACAAACAAGUUUUAAAAAAUAAUAAUAAUAAUAAUUUGAUAUUAUUCAAUAUAGUACAUUAAAAUUGCAUAGGUAUUAUAUUGAAUUGUUUAUGUUAAUAUGUUAAUAUGUUUAAUAUUUCAUUUAUAUUUUUUUAAGGGUUCAUCACCCAUAUGAAGUAUGUGAAGUUAUUUCUACUAAAGUUAGUAAAUAUUUGUAUUAUUUGUAUACUUAUAUUCUAGUAAAAUACCAGAGAAACUUAGGAUUUACUAGUUAAUCCUAGGUUUUGCCAACUACUAUCAGUAGAUGUCUACAUUUAAGACAUUUACCUGUUGAUUUCAGUAAAAAACCUAUGAUACACAAACUAGUUUGGUAAAUUCCAUAUGAUUUUAUGUAGUUUUCAAAUGAAAUUGGUAAAUCUUAAGAUUAACUUCAACUGCUAAUUAGAGUUGUUCAAAGUCUGAAAUUUAAUACAAAAAAACAAAAUGUCUACUAAACAUGUGAUUUGUUUGUUCCUUGCUUUAUACUCAUAUAUUAUUAUAAUAAUAUAUUUUAAUUAUACAUUUAUACUAUUUAAUAGUAUUAUUAAAUAUCACUGCAAAAAUGUAAUUACAUAUCAUAAUAUAGAAUAGGUAUUUUUUUAUUAUGAAAAUUAUUUAUUUGUGGAUACUUAGUUACUGCUCUAUCUGACCAAUUAAAAUAGAGUAAUAAGGUAUAACUGGUUAAUAUGUGACUCAAAAAUAGGCAUGUAACUAUGAUUUCAUUUGGGGUGUUAGAGGAUCCAUUUUCAAAAAUAGAUCCAUAAUCAGGGUGAAUUGUAUUGCCAACUACACAGUGAAUUCGUUCUCUCUAUUGAUACAACUGGAAUCAACCACUUGGGCUUUCUACCAGUAGGAUUUCUGGCAGGGCCCUGGGUUCACUAAACCUGUAGCAUCACAUGCUAGGCACAGAUAAUAUGACUUCAUGAUAAUUAAAACAAUAGUACAUAUCAAAUAUUAAUAUGUAUAAACCACUAAAAUAAUAAUAAAAGAUUUCACCAACAUUAAAUUUAGCCCAUCAAUGAAAUAUACUAUACUAAGAUAGUUUGCAAACAUGGUAUGGGUAUAGAAAAAAAAAAUAUAUUAUAAGUUUAAAUUACUGUAAUUAACCUCAACUAAUGGCCAUAAAAGUUGUAUAUUGAUCAAUAAAUAACUUAUUUUUUGUUAACAUACCUAUGUAAUAAUGUACUUGUAUAAAGUAAAAGGAAAAUAUUAUAGGAAAAAAAUUGAAUUUUUACUAACACUAAUUGUUUAUACUAACAUUUACCAAACUUAUUUAUGAAAGCUUGAACUUCUAAGUUUGAACAAAUUAUUUUAUAUAUCAACAACAGAAGUAAAUUCUAGGUUUUGCCAAAAUUCCUACUUUUAUGGUAACAUAUAUUAUAUAUGUGUAUGUAUAUAUAUAUAUGUAGUCUGUGUGUAUUGUUUUAAAUUAUUUGAUUUAUUUUACAGAUAGAAAAUGGAAACAUCCCAUACUUGAAUUGGAUAUCAGAAAGCGUACCAGAAGUUCCUAGUAUUUUAGAAGAAAAUGAACCAUCAACAUAAUAUAAAUUUAUUUAAAAUAAAAAUUAAGUAUGCAAAUUUGCCCUAUAAAACUGAUUUACUAAUUUAAGUAUACUAA
Messenger RNA from Cinara cedri, 10294 nucleotides. Lineage: Eukaryota; Metazoa; Arthropoda; Insecta; Hemiptera; Aphididae. The record is from the annotation of a GenBank genome assembly.